This is a messenger RNA of Ogataea polymorpha, 1241 nucleotides long. RefSeq lists its product as uncharacterized. Lineage: Eukaryota; Fungi; Ascomycota; Pichiomycetes; Pichiales; Pichiaceae. The coding region runs from base 113 to 1078 and encodes 321 amino acids. Gene Ontology annotation, molecular function: oxidoreductase activity. The transcript has a single exon. The record is from RefSeq and is a predicted model, not a curated record.
CAUGGUGGUUCGUGGGAGACGAAAUGUCGGCCCAAUGGUUUCAGAUAGUAUUAUAAAUAGUGGUGUUUGGUGCGAUUUAACAUUGAUAAGUCUAUUCCUGAUAGUUUUUUAAAUGUCACAGUACCACGUGAUUGUGAUUGGCGGAUCAGCAUCAGGCUUGCAAGCCUGUUUGACGUUUGGCAGGGCCUACUUAAACGUCCUGUGCAUUGAUUCUGGUUACCCUUGCAACAGGUACGCCAAAGAGUCGCACAAUUUUCUUACGCACGACGGAUCGUCGCCGGCCCAGAUCAUAGCCAAAGCCAAAGAACAGCUGCAGAAGUAUCCUACCAUCAAGUUGAUGGAGGGAACCGUGCGGAACGUGUGCAAGGAUGUUUCUAAGGAGGCCGUUAAACACCCAUUUCGAGUCGAGGUAGACUCUCCUAAAAAUGGCACAUCCAACUCGUUUAUGGCUUCACGCGUCUUGUUUGCCUCUGGACUAAACGACAACGUUGACAAGAUACCAAUUGAGAACAUUGAAAAAUUCUGGGGAAACUACGUUAUCCACUGUCCUUUCUGCCAUGGAACCGAGUUCAGGAACGGCAAGACGGGAAUCUACUAUACGAAUGCAUUACAUCUUAAAUUCAUGCUGCCAACCCUGCACAACUGGAGUCAAGAUAUCGCUGUGAUCUGUCCCGACGAUGUUUAUGGCUCCUUGGAAGCAGAUUUUGUUUCGGCUAUGCAGCAGAAAAGUAUCUCUUUACACAAGGGCAGAGUUGUCAAGUUAGAGCCACGAAGCAGUGAGGAUGGACGACUGGGCAGGGCAAUUCUUGACGACGGCACCGCAAUCGAGCUCGAUGUGCUCUACACGAUUCCACCUUCAACCAUCAACAAUAAGGAGAUUAUUACCAAGCUGGGCGUUGAAUUGGACGAGAUGGGACUUAUUAAAGUCUCUCCCCAGCAGAAGACGAACGUGGAGGGCGUUUUUGCAAUCGGUGACAACACUACCCGCAUGAGAGCACUGGCCUUUGUAGUUGGCCAGGGUAUGCUUGCAGCAUCCUCCAUUUGUCAUGAAAUCCUACACGAGCGCUGGAACGCGUAAGUUAGUGGUCCCUUUAAGAUAUCGGAGUGAGAUUUUUCAGUGUCUAGUCUAACUUUAAUUUUUCUUGUUAUUUGAUUGUCGUUCAUCGAGUUGAAGAGAUUUUAAGGAAAUGAAAAUGUCCCUCCAUAUAAAAUGAUCCUUCCAGCAUCCAAAGCGUAGACGA